UUUAAAUGCCCUCGCCACCGCCUCCGUGACGUCCAGACGAGGCAAAGACACCACCGGCCUUUACGUCGCACAAAGAGGAGGAGGAGGAGAAGAACGAAAGAACCAUUAUCGUCACAUCCUCGUCUAUUUGUUGUGUCCCACAUCAUCAUCAUCAUCGUCGUCGUCGUCGUCACCAACCACGACCAUCACCAAAUCCAACGACCUCGCGCCGGUGUUGUCGUCUCGUGUUGUCAUCCUCUCGGCUGCCUGCUGCUCUGCCCCCCCCCCCCCCCCACACACACAGCUACACACACAUACACACACACACACAGCCACACACACACACAGCCACACACCACCUCAUCUCUCGUCGUCACUGCCACUUGGAGAAGCAAGCGAGCGAGGGAGGGAGGAAGAGACGUGGAGUGGGGGGGGAGUCACAACAAGCCAGGCCGGGAGGCAGCAGCAGCAGCAAGAGGAGGGAGGGAGGCUCGGGCUGACAGCACUGGCCCAGAGGGCCCAAGAUGGCCUGGCAAGGACCGACCCGGCCCUGGAGGGGUGGUGGGCGGGCUCGGGGGGGCGGCCGGGGCCACAGGGGCGGCCGGGGCAGGGGGUGGGGGCCACCCACAUCGUCCCCCAUUGCAUCCGACGCGAGCGAUAAGUCGUCCGCGUGGCCCUCCCAGUGCUCCCUGUGGGGAGAGGACCAAACGAACGUGGGGCUGGAGCGCGGCUGCCCGGAGAAGCCCUUCGUGAUGCAGCCGCCAGCACAGAGGAGAUGGUGGCCCGGGGAGAGCGCGAAGACCCGACCGCUCGCGACCACCGACGAGUGGCCGUGCCUCUCCCGCAACAACACGUGCCCCGACCACACACGGAGGCGGCGCGGGGACGGGCCAGGUCGCUACAACGGCAGCGGCAGCAGAAGCAGCCGGGAAGACAGGGAUCUGUCGCUCGAGACCCUCGGCAGAGGGACAUCCGGGAAGGCCCCACAGAGAGGCCCCAGGUGGCAGGAUGACGGCGAUGGCGGCGGUGGCGGCGGCGGCGGCGGCGGGAGAACGUGGGGGGGGUCCCCGCGCGACAUCAACGACAGGGGGCCCAGGACUUUCCAGGAGCGGGCGAUGGGCACGCGGGCCCUGUGGGACCUCCUGGAGAAGGACCAGUCGGAGAUCGUGAUGCGCCUGGCGUCUCCGAUCUGCGGGCUGCGUCCGCUCCUCCAGAAGAUGGAGAUGCAGAGGGACGUGCUGGUGCUGCUCGUGCAGGUGCUGGCCAAGGCAUGCGCCUGCCAGGGCAACCGCAAGAGCCUGCAGCACAUGCUGUCCACCGUCAAAGAGUCGCCCUUCUUCCGCAGGGUGCUGCCAUUCUUCGUGGUGCAAAUGAAACUCGAGAACGCUCCUGAGAAGCUGGGCAAGCUCUCGGCGCAGAUCGCGGACAUCCUGGUGCUCCUCUCCACCAUCAUCGGCACGUUCCCGGCGAGCGCGAUCGCGGACGUGUCCCUGCUGCUGAGCGCCGUGGAGGGCAGCGUCAACUACCUGAAGCUCUGCGGCGUCGCCCUCGACGCCAAAGCCGAGAAGGCCUACGAGGAGCUGAAGAAGCUCACGGACUUCCUGCUCAACAAGAAGCGCGAGGGCAACCUGCGGUCGGAUGCCGCGGCGCUCAGGGGCGACCCGUCGUCGCGCCCGCCGGAGGACUUCCACACGCUGUCCAUCUACCCGACGUACGCCGACAUUCACGAGAAGGCCGAGCCGUUCAUCCGCGCCAACGUUGUCCGCGGCGGCUACCCGGACGUGGCCACGUACCUCGACACGCAGUUCCGGCUUCUGCGCGAGGACUUCCUGAGGCCCCUGCGCGAGGGCAUCGCGGAGCUGCUGAGCGUCGCGGGGCGUGAGCAGCAGCAGCAGCAGCAGCGGCGGCGUCGCUACGACGACAUCCGCGUGUACCACGACGUGCGGCUCGUGUCGCCGUCCUGCUCCUCGGUGGGCAUCAUCCACAACGUGAGCUUCGACGUGCGCCCGCUGCGCUCCGUGCGCUGGGACAACUCCAAGAGGCUGCUGUUCGGCUCGCUCGUGUGCCUCUCGCGCGACAACUUCGACAGCAUGCUGUUCGCGUCGGUGGCCAACCGCGGCUGCGAGGACCUCCGCCAGGGCCUCGUGAGCCUCUGCUUCAGCAAGGAGAGCCGGCGGGAGCUGCCCGACGUCAAGCCGUCGGACGUCUUCCUCAUGGUGGAGACGACGGCGUACUUCGAGGCGUACCGCCACGUGCUGGAGGGCCUGCAGGAGGCCGAGGAGGUCGACUUCCCGUUCCGACGCUACAUCGUCGAGUGCCAGAAGGACGUGGAGCCGCCCGACUACCUGGCCACUCUGCCCAGACCAAAGUACGACUUCAGCCCCGCGCUGCACACGGAGCUGCCGGACGACUCGUACCUGCACCUGCUCGAGCCGCGCCCGAUGGUGGACGUGGUGGACGCCCGGCAGUGGCCCAGCGCCGACGACCUCCGGCUCGACGAGUCGCAGGCGGAGGCUCUGAGGCUGGCGCUCAGCCGGGAGCUCGCCAUCAUUCAGGGCCCGCCCGGCACCGGUAAAACGUACGUGGGGUUGAAGAUUGCUCAGCUGCUGCUCCACAACGCACCCGUGUGGCAGAAGGGCCAGCCCAGCCCCGUCCUCGUGGUGUGCUACACGAACCACGCCCUCGACCAGUUCCUGGAAGGCAUCGCGCGCUUCGAGAAGGACCUCGUCCGCGUGGGCGGCCGCAGCGCCAGCGACGUGAUGAAGAAGUUCUCGCUCAAGGAGCUGCGCAACUCGGCCGACUUCCGCCGGAAAAUACCCCCGCACCUGCGCACCACCUUCUCCGCGAUCUCCCAGGACAUGCGGCGCCUGCGGCAGCGGAUCGAACAGGAGGCGGCUCACCUGCGCGCGGCGCAGCAAGGCGUGCUGCGCGAGCGCGUCCUGCAGCCCUGCAUCGCCAGCGACCACCUCGCGCAGCUCAUGGCGCGCCCGCAGGAGAAGGCCGGUGGUCGGCGUGCGCCAGGGCGCCAGUCGUCGCGCAUCCUCGAGUGGCUGGGCAUCGGCGGCUCCGUGGCGGAGGCGGCGCUGUCCGUGGAGACGUUGCUGGAGGAAGCGGACGACGUCAUCGAGGAGACCUCCACCGACCCGUCGGACGAUGAAGGCGAGUGGAUGGGCAGCGGUCACCUACUCGCCAGCGAAAAGCAAGGAGCGGCAGCGGCAGCGGCAACGGCAACGGCGGCGGCGGCGGCUGUGGCAGCGGCGAAGGGCGAUAAACACGGCCGUGGCGGCACCAGAAGGGAGCGGCCGCCUCCCACGGAGCACAGGGAGCGGCCGCACGAGAGGGGCGACCGGCCACCCGGGAGGAGCGACGAGCGCAGGAGGGAAGCCGUCGCCACCGAAGACGGCGUCGGCGUGAGCGACGGCAGUGACGAGGGCGACCUGAUCCGCGUGUCGGGCGAGGCGGAGCUCAUCCAGGACUCGCGGUUGAUGGAGGACGACAUGGAGGCGGCCAGGGGACGCGGGAUCGACGGCGAGGCCCAGUGGCUCGCUCAGCUGCAGCGGAACAUCAUGGCCAUGUCCCUGCAGGACGACGAGCAGGGGGCGCAGGGGACGCCGGCGGAGCAGAAGCACAGGGCCCGGGACGGUGGCGGGUGGCAGGUGGUGUGCAACCCCAAGCGCCAGCGGCACGCGGCGCGGAGGGAGCUGCGGAAGACGAGCUGCAUGACGCAGGAGGAGGAGGCCAACGUGCACGACAUCUGGGCCCUGACGCUGCCGCAGCGCUGGCAGCUCUACAGGCGCUGGGUGCAAAAGUACCAGGCGGAGAUCCGCUGGCAGAUCCAGACCCACGAGAGCGAGUACCAGACGGGCGCCGAGAGGCUCGCGGACGUGCGGGAGGAGGAGGAGCUCGCCAUCCUGCGGCAGGCCCGCGUCAUCGGCAUGACCACCACCGGCGCGGCCAAGUACCGGCACACGCUGCAGAAGAUCCGGCCUCGCAUCGUCAUUGUGGAGGAGGCGGCCGAGGUCCUGGAGGCGCACAUCGUGACCACGCUGAGCCCCGGCUGCCAGCACCUGAUCCUCAUCGGAGACCACCAGCAGCUGCGUCCGAGUGCCACGGUGUACGAGCUCGCCACGCACUUCCACCUCGAGGUGUCUCUCUUCGAACGCCUCGUGCGCAACGGCCUGCCCUUCGUCAAGCUGCAGUACCAGCACCGCAUGCGGCCGGAGAUCGCGCGGCUCCUGGUGCCGCACAUCUACACGGAGCUACGGGACCACCCGUCCGUGCUGGAAUACGAGGACAUUAAGGGCAUGGGCACCAACCUGUACUUCGUGGAGCACUCCGAGCUGGAGGAGGAGGUGGCCGACUCGAGGAGCCGCCACAACCGCCACGAGGCGCGCUUCGUGGUGGCGCUGUGCCGCUACCUCAUCCUGCAGGGCUACCGUCCGGCGCAGAUCACCGUGCUCACCAUGUACGCCGGCCAGCUGCUGGCGCUGCGCCGCAUGAUGCCGCGCGACCCCUUCCAGGGCGUGCGCGUGUGCGUCGUCGACAAGUACCAGGGCGAGGAGAACGACAUCGUGCUGCUGUCGCUCGUGCGCAGCAACGCCGAGGGACGCCCGGGUUUCCUGCGCAACGAGAACCGCGCGUGCGUGGCGCUGUCGCGCGCCAAGCGGGGCCUCUACGUCGUGGGCAACGCCGCGAUGCUGGCAGCCACCGUGCCGCUGUGGGCGCGCCUCCUGCGGGCCCUGCGCUCCGAGGGCCGCGCGGGCGAGGGCCUGCUGCUGCGCUGCCAGGCGCACCCGGACCGCGAGGUCGUGGCGGCGCGCGACACCGACUUCCGGCGCGCGCCCGAGGGCGGCUGCACGCUGCCGUGCGAGUUCCGCCUGCAGUGCGGCCACGUGUGCACGCGCGCCUGCCACCCGUACGACCCCGAGCACGUCGAGUUCCUGUGCCUCAAGCCCUGCCAGAAGGUGCUGUGCGCCCUCGGCCACCGCUGCCCCAAGGCCUGCUGGGAGAAGUGCGGCGAGUGCGAGGUGCCGCUCGAGAAGAAGAUCCCGCGCUGCGGCCACGCUCAGCGCGUGCCCUGCCACGUGCCGCCGGAGGAGUUUGCGUGCCAGGUGCCCUGCCGCAAGACGCUGCGCUGCGGCCACCGCUGCCGCCGGGCGUGCGGUGUCGCCUGCGAGAGCAAGUGCAAGGAGACGGUGGAGGCCGAGCUGCCGUGCGCCCACCGCAAGGAGGUGGCGUGCCACGCCGACCCGGCCGCCGUCGCGUGCUACGCGCCGUGCCCCGCCGCGCUCGACUGCGGCCACCCGUGCCGCGGCAGCUGCUGCGAGUGCCACGAGCAGCGCUUCCACAAGGAGUGCGCCCAGCCGUGCCAGCGGGCGCUCGUGUGCGGCCACCGCUGCCGCGAGCCCUGCACGCGCGACUGCCCGCCCUGCGCGCUGCCCUGCGAGAACCGCUGCGUGCACAGCCGGUGCCGGCGCCCGUGCGGCGAGACCUGCGCGCCCUGCGUGGAGCCGUGCGAGUGGCGCUGCCCGCACCGCGCCUGCGGCCGCCUGUGCCACGAGCCGUGCGACCGGGGGCCGUGCGACCGCCCCUGCGAGCUGCCGCUGCGCUGCGGCCACCCCUGCGCGGGCCUCUGCGGCGAGCCGUGCCCCGACAAGUGCCGCGUGUGCGACUCCGCCGAGCUCGCCGAGAUCUUCUUUGGCAGCGAGGACGAGCCCUCGGCCCGCUUCGUGCAGCUCGAGGACUGCAAGCACGUGCUCGAGGCGUCCGGCCUGGACCGCUGGAUGUCCCAGGACGAGGAGGGCAAGGAGGGCGACGCGACGUCCAUCCGGCUCAAGGUCUGCCCCAAGUGCCGCACGCCCAUCCGGCGGAACCUGCGCUACGGCAACGUCGUCAAGAAGACGCUGCGCGACAUCGAGGAGGUGAAGAGGAGGAUGCGCGGCGGCGACAAGUCGGCCACGCGCGGCCAGAUCGUCCUCCUGCAGGACAAGUUCAGGAGGAACCACAGCAUGAUCCUGUACUACUACAAGGAGACCAACAAGCUGCAGGAGAUGCUGGACGGCAACGACGCCUCGCCGUCGCGGCUGCACACGCUCGAGAACGUCAUCGUCAUGUUCCAGAAGGUGACCGAGCUGAAGCUGCAGCUGGAGACGCACAGCGUGGCCGGCGCCGAGCGGAGCCGACGGGUGGACGGGCGGCUCAAGGAGUUCCUCGGGUGGCUCGUGCAGCCGCGCAGCCGCCUGGGCGAGCAGGAGCUCCGCGACCUGCAGACGGAGCUGCUGCGGCUCACGAUGCUCGCAGAGCUGUGGUGCCGCUACCAGCGCGUGGCCGCGGCCGGCGCCGGCGGCGGCGGCGGCAUCGUCGUCGCGGGGACCCUGGCGGACGCCCAGGACGCGCUGCGGCUGCUGGAGGCGCGCGGGAGGUUCUCGGCCGAGCGGGAGGCGGCCGUCAAGGCGCUCAUGGCCAGGGUGCGCCAGCGGCUGCCGCUGUCGGGGCUCGGCGUGUCGGAGGGCGAGCGCGUGGACAUCGUCAAGGCCAUGGGAUUGGCUCAGGGCCACUGGUUCAAGUGCUCGCGGGGCCACGUGUACGCCAUCGGGGAGUGCGGCGGCGCCAUGGAGCGAGCGCACUGCCCCGAGUGCGGCGACGUCAUCGGCGGCGUCAACCACCUGCUGGAGCGGGGCAACGCCCUCGCCUCCGAGAUGGACGGCGCCCGCCACGCCGCCUGGUCCGACACCGCCAACGACAUGAUGAACUACCGCGACCUGCUGCGCCUGCAGUUCCAGUGAUGCACCGGCGGGAGUGGUGGCGGGGUGGGGGGGGGGGGAGAGUUGGGGGGCGGAAGGGAGGGAGAGAAGGACG
Molecule: messenger RNA, 6837 nt
Organism: Lethenteron reissneri (Far Eastern brook lamprey)
Lineage: Eukaryota; Metazoa; Chordata; Hyperoartia; Petromyzontiformes; Petromyzontidae
Product: NFX1-type zinc finger-containing protein 1-like
Biological process (GO): regulatory ncRNA-mediated heterochromatin formation
Cellular component (GO): nucleus; nuclear RNA-directed RNA polymerase complex
Molecular function (GO): zinc ion binding; helicase activity
Source: RefSeq, a predicted model, not a curated record